CCCGCCCUCCCGCCGUAUCUGUUACAUUCUUUCGCACUUUGAAGCAAAUAUACUUUGUAUCAGUUUCGUUCUAUUGAAUGCUUCCGCUCUUCUGAUAUCUGCGCUUCAUAUCGGCAUAAGUACAUAAUUGGGUUAUUUAUCUAUUUAAUGUAUGUGCUCCUGAAGAUCAGGAGGAAGGAGAAGCAUCUUCGUCACUUUGUUCCCGUCAUCAGGGCAUCAGGGCAUCAGUGCACCAGUAACAGCGGUAAACAGCAGAAAUGGCUGAAGCCCAUCAGGCCGUGGCGUUUCAGUUCACUAUAACUCCAGAGGGGAUUGAUCUGCAGCUAUCCCAUCAGGCCCUGAGACAGGUUUAUCUGUCAGGUCUUCGCUCGUGGAAGAAACGUGUUGUUCGGCUGAAGAACAACGUGAUCACCGGCGUGUAUCCUGCUAGUCCGUCCUCGUGGCUGUUUGUUGUCAUCGCGAUCCUGGCCACCAUGUACACGCGCUCUGACCCCUCCAUGGGACUGAUCGCUAAAAUCCAGGAACAUCUGCCCGUCAGUGAUUCUCUGAGCGUUCAGUGCCGGACGAUGGUGUCGGCUGUGUUGUUCAGUACGCUCCUCUGGUUGUCUCUUAUCUUCACCAUGAGACUUUGUCUGAAGCAGUUACUGUCUUAUCACGGCUGGAUGUUCGAGCAACAUGGGAAUGUGUCCACCACCACCAAAAUCUGGGCGGGUAUGGUUCGGAUCUUCUCCGGCAGACAGCCUCUGUUGUACAGCUACCAGGGGUCUCUACCCAACCUGCCCGUACCAGCGGUGAAGGACACCGUUAACAGGUAUCUGGAAUCUGUGCGUCCGCUGAUGAAUGAUUCUGAAUAUGAGAGGAUGACAAAUCUAGCCAAAGAGUUCGAGGGCAGUCUGGGGAACCGUCUGCAGUGGUAUCUCAAACUCAAAGCCAUGUGGGCUUCCAACUACGUCAGCGAUUGGUGGGAGGAGUAUGUCUACCUGAGGGGCCGUGGCCCAAUUAUGGUCAAUAGCAACUACUAUGGAAUGGACUUCCUCUACGUGACGCCGACACCCAUUCAAGCAGCACGGGCAGGCAACACGCUUCACGCUUGCCUCUUGUACCGAAGGAAACUCAACCGAGAGGAAAUCAAACCUAGUCGUGUUCCAGGUUUAAAUGUUCCUCUGUGUGCAGCUCAGUGUGAGAGGAUCUUCAACACCACACGGAUUCCAGGGGAAGAGACGGAUUCUCUGGUCCACUGGCAGGACAGCGAGUAUGUGGCUGUGUUUCACAGAGGUCGUUAUUUCCGCCUGUGGCUGUAUCACGCCGGCCGUAUGUUGUCACCGAGAGAGAUCGAACACCAGGUUCAGAGUAUCCUCGAUGACCCGUCACCCCCUGCGCCGGGAGAGGCCAAGCUCGCUGCUCUGACCGCGGGAGACAGAAUCCCUUGGGCUCAGGCCAGAAAGGACUUUUUUAGUGCGGGGGUGAACAAGAGAUCUCUGGACUGCAUUGAGAAAGCUGCGUUCUUUGUUGCCCUCGACGACGAUGAGCAAGGCAUGAUGGGAGACGACCCAGCUGGGAAUUUGGAUCGCUAUGCAAAGUCUCUGUUUCACGGCAAGUGCUACGACAGGUGGUUUGAUAAGUCUUUCACUGUGGUGCUCUAUAAGAACGGAAAGAAUGGACUGAACGCUGAGCACUCGUGGGCAGACGCACCUGUAAUGGCUCACCUGUGGGAGUAUGUGAUGACAACUGACUGCUUCCAGUUGGGUUAUAAUGAAGAAGGCCACUGUAAAGGAGAUGUUGACUCGUCGCUGCCGCGUCCUCAGAGACUCAGCUGGGAUAUAUCUGCAGAGUGUCAGGAGCGUGUGGAGAGGUCUCUCGCUGUGGCACAGGCGCUGGCCGAUGAUAUUGACUUUCACGUGUACCCAAUACAAGAAUUUGGCAAGGGCGCCAUCAAGAAGUGUAAAAUCAGUCCUGAUGCCUUCAUUCAGAUCGCUUUACAGCUGGCCUAUUACAGGAAUAGAGGAACGUUCACUCUGACAUACGAAGCGUCAAUGACGCGAUUGUUCCGCGAGGGCCGUACCGAAACCGUCCGUUCCUGCACCAGCGAGAGCUAUGCGUUUGUCAAAGCACUCGAAAGCGGAGAGAGUAAGGAGGUGUGCCGACACCUGUUCCGCGCGGCGGCCGAGAGACACCAGAACCUCUACAGGAUGGCCAUGACGGGCGCGGGCAUUGACCGACACCUGCUCUGCCUCUACAUCGUCUCCAAAUACCUGGGAGAAGAGUCGCCGUUCCUCAAGGAGGUGCUCUCCGACACCUGGCGUCUCUCCACCAGUCAGACUCCUCUCCAGCAGGUGGAGCUGUUCGAUUUCGUCAAUCACCCAGACUACACCACCUGCGGCGGAGGAUUUGGUCCAGUGGCGGAUGAUGGAUACGGCGUGUCUUACAUCAUCAUCGGAGAAAACAUGAUCAACCUCCACAUUUCCAGCAAAUUCUCUUGCCCUCAGACUGACUCUCAUAAGUUUGGAGCUCAGAUUGUCCAGGCCAUGAAAGACCUCCUGAUGUUGAUGUCACCAGAAAAAACAGACGGGUCCAAAACUGAGAACCACUUUCAGAAUAAAAAACACCUGUAGAGGUGCAAAAGGUUCACUGCAACGGCCAAAAGCAGAAGGUCACAUAGAAAACUGAGUGUGUGUGUGCGAGUUCGUGUGUGCGCGUGUUUGUGUGUGUGCGUGCGUGCGUGCGUGCGUGCAUGCGUGUGUGCUUGUAUGAUUGUUGAAUGCAUCUUUAGGUCAUACACAUGUGCGUUCGUACAUUCCAUGCUUGUAUAAAAUGCAGCGAUGUCAUGAAGCCAUGAACAACAUGAAGAAUGUAUCAGUGGUGGAAGUCGCUUUGUCAUAAAAAUAGAAAGAAGUGAGAGAGAGUUUGAUAGUGGAGCGAGAGGAUUCUCAGCGUUUCCCUGGAUGAUCACUUACAUUCACUUGCUUCUAAUGUUUAGAGUUUAUGAAGAUUUAAAAUGAUUUAGUAGAAUGAUGAUGAUGAUGAUGAUGGAUGUCUAAUAAUCGAACCGUUAGCGUAUCUGAGAUCACAGCACUGCAUCACCUCUGGAUCUUCUGAUGAAGACACUUAAAACUGCUCUCACAGCACUCACGAUCACAUCCAGAUGGACAUUCUGCAUUUAAACAGGUUAUGUGAAGCUUGAAAAGUGAUUUAUGACUCAGAAGACCUCACGUGACUGCAGUGAAUGUUAUCGUCCAGAGACUGUAUAUUGAUUAUUGUGGCAUGUUGAUCUCACUGAAGUCCAAGUCAUUUUAAGUGUUUUUAUUAUUAUUUAAAAAUGCUGCUAACACCAUAACUUUAUACUCAUUCACAAGGUGUUUAGUCAGUCUUAGUUGGUUUUGAAACAGUUUGAGAAUGGCAUUAUAAGAGAAACAUCUCAAGCUUAUUAACGUGUCGGCUCAAGUGUGAGCUCUAGUUGCUGUUUACUGUGGUACAAUAAUAUUCUGAAGGUAGCUUCCUAAAGAGGAAAGAUUGUAAACUAAUAAAAUGAUCGAUUUUAAGUCUUAACCCAGAAAAUAUUGGUGUGCAGGGACCAAAAUAUUGGUGUGAGAUCGGAGACCUGUAAUGAUUUAAAUGUUCUAACAGCACCUCGAGCACUCAUGUUUUGUGAAGGACAUCUAGUUGAUGACAAUAAAAUUACAAUCAUCAACAGCUGGCAUUACACAAUCUUCAUCAAUCUGCGUUUAAUGACACAUCUGUUCUUACCGUGAUUCUGCUGCUGACCAAUAGUGUUUCUUUCAUGAGAGAAAAAUGAAGAAACAUCAAACCUUCCCCAAUAUUCAGUUUGGAUUUACUCUGUUUUCACCAGCGUUUUCUUUGGCAGCUGAACCUUGUUUCUGUGGUAUUUGUUAAACUCAGUUUUAUUGUCAUAUUCAGCCGUUGUUUCCUUUAUAAAGUUGAAAAAUGAGUUCUUCGAUACGUGCAUUGUGAAACUGUUGGUAUGUCUUAUAUCUUACCACUGCUUUUACACUGUAUAAUCUACUUGAGUUUAAACCUCACUGAUGAUUUUAUUGUUGUUGUUCAUAACUAUAAUUAUUAUUAUUAUAAAUAUUAUUGCUCUUCUAAUAAUACAUGUGAAGCUGAAAACAGUAGCAAUGCAAGAGUUUGUGUAGUGUUGAUGUUAGUGUGAAAAGAGGAAUAUUUGAGCUCAUCUGUCUUCUGAAUGAAUGUUCUGGGCCAGUACUGUAUUCUCUCUCGCUCGUCUUUUCCUCAUAUUUAAGCUCAUUGUUUGCUUGAAGAUCACUGCAAAGCUUUACUCUCUUUCUCUGGCAAUCUGUCGCUCUUUUACAUUUGAUAUCUGAAUAUUGGAAGGGAAAAGACGAGUUCACUUUUUUAUUAAAAUGGUCAAGCACA
This is a messenger RNA of Triplophysa dalaica, 4392 nucleotides long. Its product is annotated as carnitine O-palmitoyltransferase 1, liver isoform. NCBI's taxonomy places the organism in Eukaryota, Metazoa, Chordata, Actinopteri, Cypriniformes, Nemacheilidae. The coding region runs from base 258 to 2612 and encodes 784 amino acids. Gene Ontology annotation, biological process: carnitine metabolic process; fatty acid metabolic process. The transcript has 19 exons. Gene Ontology annotation, molecular function: carnitine O-palmitoyltransferase activity. Gene Ontology annotation, cellular component: mitochondrion. The record is from RefSeq and is a predicted model, not a curated record.